AACAAAACACUGAAAACACAAAAUAAAACAACAGAAAGAAGUACAGUUAUGCUGAAUGAAUCACAAAUUUUGACUAUUUUUCGAAAAGUUUUGCCAUAAUAUUGAGUUGAAAUUGUUUUGCAAUCAUCUAUAAACGCGCAAUUACACGUACUUCGUCGAAUGAAUUGUGCAAUUGAAUCAUUUUUCAAAACAGGAAUAAGACGAAUCUGUCAUUAUUGUGCGGUUUCGAUUUUUAAUACAGAAUGCAAGAUCUCGCGUUUAAAAUUUAAUGAUUACGCAGAAUUGUGCUUCAAUUGGGUCCCUCGUUCAUCGAGCCCAAGGAUAUAAAAAGCUAAAAGAAGAGUGUCUGAUGGCUUCGAAAUUCUACGUUCCAGGAGGAUCUGCGGUGAAAACUCGCUCGUACUAUUUGGUGGCUGAAAAUUGUCGAGCUUUCGUGAAGGAAAACAAUCAGAUAGAUUUCUUGGAGAAAGGAUCUUUGGUUGUUUCAGUUAGAAGUACUCGAGGUCCAGCGAAUGAAUUGGAAGUAAAAGUUAUCGAUAUAAAUAAUACGAUUAAUGCACCUGAAGAAGUUACUUAUCGAUGUUCUCCUGAUAAACUAAUCAAAGUAAAUGAAAAAGCGUGGAAUCUGAUUGCUACUAUAGAAUCAGUCGCAGAUAAAAUAAGAAUCGCUAAAGAUACCGCACUUUGUGAAGAGCUAUGUAGUAUUGAUGUUGGUUGUUCCGUAGUACUGUAUUCCAGUUGUAUCGGUUUGGUUACAGCCAAGAAAAGUUUAAAGAACAAUGGUAUGGGUGUUUUAUUCGAAGUAUUGAUAAAAGAUGUAUUUGAUGAUCAACGAAGUUCCUUGACGAAAAUCGGCAAUAAAGUAAACGUUGCAGCUGACAAAUUGAGGUUAUAUCAACCUUCUCAUAAGACAUCGUCAAAAUCCAAGUUUCUAAAUGAUCUUAAUGUUCCUGAUAAUCAGUAUUCGUAUGACUUUAAAGAUGAAACCGACUUUGUUUCACAAAAUCACUCAAUUCACAAAUUCAAAGGUGGCGAUAGUGUGAUGUGGUUAUCGGAAUCAGAUCCACAACCAGCUACAAUAUGCUGGAAUAGUAGAAUUAGUGAUAAAGUGAGAAUACAUUUGGAUAAUGAAUGCCAACCAGUGCACUGCGAGCGUUCGCAUACUCACCUCGUUCCUACCAGAGAUUUGAUGUUGGCCGAAGAAUUUCUCAAACAAUAUGAUGAAAUGCUGAGAAAAACUGGUGAAUUUUCAACCACUUACAACAUUAACAAUCAAGAUCCCGACAUUUCCAGAGUAGAAGAUCUAUUAGGAUUAAACGAACUUAAUGAAUAUUUUUCAAAUUCUGGUCCGAAAUCACCGUCAAAUACAAAAUAUGACGAAAAUUCUCGAAAAUCAUCAGAGAAGUACAGCAGUUCUUCAACAGUUUCACGAAAGUCGGAAUCAAAGCUAUCAUCGGAAAAUGAAAAUGAUCUCGGAAUAGGUUCUGUGGUAGAAGUGAUGAUCAAAGAUGAACCUUAUUAUGGAGUUAUAAAAUGGAUCGGUAAUAUAGAUUAUCAAAAUGGUGCAGUGAGACCUCUAAUAGCUGGAAUCGAAUUGGAAGAAGAACAUUGUGAAGCAGGCAAUGGAUGGAUGCGUGGGCAUAAAUACUUUGACUGUGCUCCUCAUAGAGCAACGUUCAAAUUACUCAACCAGUGUAAAAAAGAUUCGCGUUUUUCCGAGCCUUCUUGUUCAAUCGAAGCUUUCAAAGAUCGUGCUCGAGAAGUAAUACCCGGAAUUAUUGAACCCGUCACCCAUGUGGAUCCUGACAGAACAUUCAGAAAAUAUAAUGGAAUACAAGGCCACAAUAAUUCAUGCUAUUUGGACGCGACUUUGUUUUCCAUGUUUACAUUCACGAGUGUAUUCGAUAAUUUACUAUUACGACCUGCGAAUGCAAAUGACUGUGAUUGUUACGAAGAAGUACGACGAGUUCUGCGAGAAGAAAUAGUUAAUCCAUUAAGAAAAAAUUUAUUCGUCCAUGCCGAUAGUGUAAUGAAACUGCGUACUCUUCUCGAUAAUUCAACUUCAGUAACUGGUUUGACUUGCGAAGAAAAAGAUCCCGAAGAAUUCCUAACAUCAUUAGUUGCGCAAGUGCUUAAAGCGGAGCCAUUUUUGAAGCUGAGCUCUGGCCACGAAGCGUAUUAUUAUCAGUUGUUUGUUGAAAAAAACGAAAAACUCAUAUUACCCACCGUGCAAGAAUUAUUCGAACAAAGUUUAAUAAGCAGUGAUAUUAAAUUGAAAGAAGUUCCAUCAUGUUUAAUAAUACAGAUGCCUAGAUUUGGCAAAUCUUAUAAAAUGUAUCCUCGCAUAUUACCUUCGCAAUUAUUAGACGUCACCAACGUCAUCGAAAAUUCUCCUAAAGAAUGUUCGGUGUGUGGCGCUUUGGCAAAAUACGAAUGUAAGGAUUGUUUUAAAAAUUUACAACAUGAUGACUGGUGGUUUUCAUUUUGCGAAAAAUGUGUAACUCGAGUACAUUCUCAUGAAGACAGACGUCAUCAUACCAAAACAUUACUCCAAGUACCCCGCGAAUGUGCUUCGUUUCGUGAUCCAAAUGCUAUACCGCGACAAUACAUGGAAUUAUUUGCAGUACUUUGUAUAGAAACUUCGCAUUACGUAGCAUUCGUCAAAUGCGGAUCUGGUCCAGAUACACCUUGGUGUUUUUUCGAUUCCAUGGCCGAUCGUAAAGGCGAACUUAAUGGUUUCAAUAUCCCCGAAAUGGUUUUAUGCUCCGAAUUACCUAACUGGUUGUCCGAAAACGGUGUUCAGGAAUUCUCCUAUAAAGAAGAUCGUAAUUUACCUACCUAUGCGAAAAGGUUACUUUGUGAUGCGUAUAUGUGUAUGUAUCAGAGUACAGAUGUGAUGAUGUAUCGUUGAUGAUGAAGCCUUGUUAAUUUUUAGUCAUUUUUAAUUCUUGCAUUCUCUUGUUUUCGUUUUAUUUUAUUUGUCAUAAUUAUUGUGAAUAGUGUAUAAUUUUUAAGAAAGUUUUCCUUCAAAGCAUUCCAAAAUAUUUUAAGACAUCAAGUAUAACAUUUCACGUUG
Messenger RNA from Planococcus citri (citrus mealybug), 3076 nucleotides. RefSeq names its product ubiquitin carboxyl-terminal hydrolase CYLD (gene CYLD). Bases 269 to 2911 code for a protein of 880 amino acids. Gene Ontology annotation, cellular component: cytosol. Gene Ontology annotation, biological process: protein K63-linked deubiquitination. The record is from RefSeq and is a predicted model, not a curated record. Lineage: Eukaryota; Metazoa; Arthropoda; Insecta; Hemiptera; Pseudococcidae. Gene Ontology annotation, molecular function: K63-linked deubiquitinase activity; cysteine-type deubiquitinase activity. The transcript has 13 exons.